AUGCCGCGAAGAAACGGGGCUUCAACGGCUACUACAGGCGCCCACGACGAUACCUCAAUGAUUUCCAACGCCACGACAUCAUCUACCCACGCACAUCCCACGCCGAAGUCAUCUCGACAGUCAGGUGGGGGGAAGCCAGACGAUAGUGUCGGUAUUGAUGACUUACUCCUACCACGAACACUGACAUCCCGUCUGGCUCGCGGCGUCCUCCCGGCCAACACCUCCAUACAGAAGGAUGCAACACUUGCCCUGGCAAAGUCCGCAACGGUAUUCAUAUCCUAUCUGGCGCAUCACGCGAAUGAACAAACCACGAAGAAAACCAUUAGACCCCAAGAUGUUAUCCAGGCGUUAAGGGAGAUUGAAAUGGCUGGCGUGAUGGAAUUGGGUGUGGUAGGCAAGGAUGGACGACUCGGGGGCCGGCUGGAACGAGAGAUGGAGGUUUAUGAAAACACAAUGAGAGGAAAGAGGAAAGGGUAUCGGGAUAAAAUCAAAGCCAGGGAGAGCGGUGGCGGUGCGCCAGACGCGGAGGUAGAGGGUACCGAUGACAGAGGGGAGCCGAGCAGUAAAAGGGCCCGGAGGAUGAACGAGGAGGAUGAAGAUGAGGACGAAAGGAUGCUUGAGCAGCAGCUUAAUGGCACUGGAAUAGAGAUUAGAUAUAGUUCGGUCCCGAAAGGGAGGCGGAAUACCAGUGGGACAUCGCCGACCGCGAGUAGGAAAGGAAAUGUGGCUGUUGAUGAAGAGGAGGAUGAGGAAUCAGAUGCCGAUGAAGAAGGAGAAGGAGAAGGAGAAGGCGGUGAUGAAGACGAGGAAGAAGAUGAAGAUGAAGAUGAAGAGAACGACGAGGACGAACAGGAUGACGAUGAUGAUGAAGACGACGACAUUGACAACGCACGACAUCCCAAUAGCACCCGCAGUAGCAGAGGGAAGGUAGGACUCAUGCCCGAUGGAAACAUUGAGAUGGGAAGCGAAGAUGAGAGUGAUUGA
Messenger RNA from Rhinocladiella mackenziei CBS 650.93, 984 nucleotides. RefSeq lists its product as uncharacterized. Gene Ontology annotation, biological process: leading strand elongation; heterochromatin formation; DNA damage response. The transcript is spliced from 2 exons. Bases 1 to 984 code for a protein of 327 amino acids. NCBI's taxonomy places the organism in Eukaryota, Fungi, Ascomycota, Eurotiomycetes, Chaetothyriales, Herpotrichiellaceae. Gene Ontology annotation, cellular component: epsilon DNA polymerase complex; CHRAC. The record is from RefSeq and is a predicted model, not a curated record. Gene Ontology annotation, molecular function: protein heterodimerization activity; chromatin DNA binding.